GCGCGUGCGCACUCGGCGGACAGCUGAUAACUCAUCUAUUAUGCUACUUUGCUGUUAAAUAAAAAUCCUGCAGAGAGACGUCGCGAGUCGCCGCUGGAUCACCGGAGGACCGAAACCCAAAGUCGUGCGAUGGGAGUUUGUCUCUUCGGGGGAUCCAUCGAGGUGACGCGUCGACACCUGCUGCAGCUGAACUGAACACACACACCUGAGCCCUCGCCUCUCACACACACACACACACACACACACACACCUGGGGAGCCGCCUUUUCUCACCUUCAGGCCAGACGCUGCCGUCCCACGGUGCAUUGCUGCGUCCCCGUCGUCCACCAUGUCGGACGCCCCCGAGGCUGCGCCCGCCAGCCCCCCCACCAUCACCAACCCGCCCCCCCCUGAGGUGUCCAAUCCCAACAAACCUGGCAGGAAGACCAACCAGCUGCAGUACAUGCAGAACGUGGUGGUGAAGACUCUGUGGAAGCAUCAGUUCGCCUGGCCCUUCUACCAACCUGUGGACGCCAUCAAGCUCUGUCUGUUGGACUACCACAAAGUGAUCAAGAACCCCAUGGACAUGGGAACCAUCAAGAAACGUCUGGAGAACAAUUAUUACUGGAGCGCCAGUGAGGCCAUGCAGGACUUCAACACCAUGUUCACCAACUGUUACAUCUACAACAAGCCCACAGAUGACAUCGUCCUCAUGGCUCAGGCUUUAGAGAAAAUCUUCCUGCAGAAAGUGGCUCAGAUGCCGCAGGAGGAAGUGGCUCUGCUGCCGCCGGCGCCGAAAGGAAAGAACAAAACUAAACAGCCUGCCGCCACCACAGUGAGUCAGCAGGCGGAGUCUUCAGCCUCCCCCCCACCCUCCUACCCCUCCCCCUCCCCGUCUCAGACACCUGUCGUCUCGACCACGCCCACACCGGUCCCGGCCACGCCCCCCGUCUCCACCCCGCAGCCACCAGCAGCCAUGAUGCCGUCUGCGCAGCCGGUUGUCAAGAAGAAAGGUGUGAAGAGGAAAGCCGACACCACCACCCCCACGACGUCGGCCAUCUCUGCCAGCCGAGCCGAAUCUCCGUCCGCUCAGGACGCCAAGCCUCCAAAGCUGGCCUCGUCCCGCCGCGAGGCCGCCGCCCGGCCCGCCAAGGCCCGCCGCGACACGGUGGAGGAGCUGGCCGGCGCCGAGGCGGUGGGCGGCGGGGUGGGCGUCAGAAAGGGCGGGGGCAAGCUGGGCGAGCAGAUGAAGCACUGCGACGCCAUCCUGAAGGAGAUGCUGUCCAAGAAACACGCCGCCUACGCCUGGCCCUUCUACAAGCCUGUAGACGCCGAGGCCCUGGAGCUGCACGACUACCACGACAUCAUCAAACACCCCAUGGACCUCAGCACCGUCCGGGACGUGUUCGAGAUGCGUUUCGCCAAAAUCCCCGAUGAGGGCCUGGAGGUGUCGGUCCCGUCCACCACGCCGCUGGUCAGUAAAAGCACCGCCUCCUCCGACAGCAGCAACAACUCUUCCUCUGACGAAUCGUCAGACUCCGAGGAGGAGCGAGCCACGCGAUUGGCCGAGCUACAGGAGCAGCUGAAGGCCGUGCACGAGCAGCUGGCCGUGCUGUCGCAGGCGCCCGUCAGCAAACCAAAGAAGAAGAAAGAGAAGAAAGACAAGGAGAAGAAGAAGGACAAGGACAAGGACAAAGGGAACAAGGUUAAGAUAGAAGAAGAGAAGAAACCCAAGGCUGCCGCCCAGCAGCCCAAACCAGCCAAUCAGAAGAAGGCACCGGUCAGGAAAGCCAACAGCACGGUAACGGCCACCAGGCAACCGAAGAAAGCCAGCAAGACGCCGGGCGCCGGCUCGGCCAACGGGGACGACGGCGAGGAGUCGUCCCUGCCCAUGUCGUACGACGAGAAGCGGCAGCUGAGCCUGGACAUCAACCGGCUGCCGGGGGAGAAGCUGGGCCGCGUCGUCCACAUCAUCCAGUCCCGAGAGCCGUCCCUGAGGGACUCCAACCCCGACGAGAUCGAGAUCGACUUCGAGACCCUCAAACCCUCCACGCUCCGCGAGCUGGAGCGCUACGUCAAGUCCUGCCUGCAGAAGAAGCAGAGGAAGUUGAUGC
Molecule: messenger RNA, 2092 nt
Organism: Austrofundulus limnaeus
Lineage: Eukaryota; Metazoa; Chordata; Actinopteri; Cyprinodontiformes; Rivulidae
Product: bromodomain-containing protein 3
Biological process (GO): chromatin remodeling; regulation of DNA-templated transcription
Cellular component (GO): chromatin; nucleus
Source: RefSeq, a predicted model, not a curated record